CAUGCUCGGCGGGUGAAUUCCCUCAUCACGUGCUCGCGUGUUCCUCUAGCGUGUUUUGCUUGCUUGCUUCUUUCCCCCAUCUAUGCAGGGUCCUCCUUCACUUCCGCAUCCCGUCAGUCGUUUACAUCACCAUCCCAAUUCUUCACUUUUCCAUGCUGGUUCAAACCCAAAUCUACGAUCCCAUCUCACAUACCCGCGUGCGUGCGCGAGGUCGAUCCCAAUGCUCACCCGAGCCUAGACCCAUUGGACCAAUCACCAUGCUCCCCUGCAGUGUAUGCCAGCCAUAGCUUUUCCAACCAUCCCGUCCGUCAUCGAUUAAAUCAAACUCCUCGACACCGCAGCCGAGAUUGGCAUUUGAUCACUGCUCCCGGGUUCAUUUUUCCCCUUACAAAAAGCAAAUACUCUUCGCCACUGCUCAUUCCUGCUGGUCAAUCAAUCAGUCCUUCCGUCAUUCAAUCUAUUCCCAAUCUCCUUCCACAAAUAUACCGGUGCGACAGCUGCCAUCGAAAUGCAACAGACCCAAUCAGCAACCCACGACAUUGGAGCUUUUGCCGUU
Molecule: messenger RNA, 556 nt
Organism: Periconia digitata
Lineage: Eukaryota; Fungi; Ascomycota; Dothideomycetes; Pleosporales; Periconiaceae
Source: the annotation of a GenBank genome assembly